Messenger RNA from Didymodactylos carnosus, 207 nucleotides. The record is from the annotation of a GenBank genome assembly. Lineage: Eukaryota; Metazoa; Rotifera; Eurotatoria; Philodinida; Philodinidae.
AUGAAUUCCAACGAGCAUAAUUUAAUUAAUUCACCUCCAAUAUCAAAACUUUAUCAUCCACAAUCGCCUCAUUUAAAUACAGUACUUGAAAAUCAUUUAUUUUCACCAUCAACAAUGACAAAGUCAUCGUGUGCCGAUUUUUAUCGAGAACAACAACAGCAAGUAAAAUGUGAAACACUUAAAAAUGAUGUUAGUGAACAAAAUUAA